CUCUGGACAAGUGAGGAUGGAGAGCAGCUUGUACUGAAGCAGGAGACUGAUACCUUUAUGUUGACUCCUACUAAUGAGGAAAGUGAACAAAGUGAAGCAGAAGCAAACAGUGACCACCAGCUCCUCUCUUACUACUCUCCUUUAGCUGAGAGCCAAGAUCAGGAAGAAAGCAAGGAUGUAGACCCUGAACCAACUAGAAUUGUAGAAACACAGCCAAAGAAGAGACGUCACAGUGACAGUCUAUACAUCAGUCCCACAACAAAGAGUCAGUGUAACACUAAGAGAGGUGAAAAGUCUUUAAAAUGUGACACUUGUGGAAAAACGUUUAAGUAUAAGUCCCAAUUGAACGUACAUCUAAGAACCCACACAGGUGAGAAGCCGUACUCCUGCAACACCUGUGGGAAGAGAUUCAGUCAGAUAUCAACAUUAAAUGUUCAUUUAAGAAUCCACACUAAUGAGAAGCCAUAUCCUUGCAAAACCUGUGGGAAAGGUUUCAGAACUAGUACAGGUUUGUCACUUCACAUGAGAACCCACACAGGUGAGAGGCCGUACGUUUGCAACACUUGUGGAAAAGGUUUCAGGUGUAGUAGUGACUUGUUGGUCCACAUGAGAACUCACACAGGUGAGAAACCAUAUUCUUGUAAAAUAUGUGGUAGAGCUUUCAGGCGUAAUAGUGUCUUGAAACUUCACAUGAGUAUCCACACAGGUGAGAAGCCGUACCAUUGCAAGACCUGCGGGAAAAGAUUCUGUAGAAUCUCAUUAUUAAAAUGGCACAUGAGAAUCCACACAGGUGUGAAGCCAUAUUCUUGCAAAAUAUGCGGGACAAGUUUUUUAUGCAGUAGUGUCUUGAAAGUCCACAUGAGAACUCACACAGGUGAGAAGCCGUACACCUGCAAUACCUGUGGGAAAAAAUUCAGUCAGGGAUCAUCACUAAAUGUGCAUUUGAAAAUCCACACAGGUGAGAAGCCGUACCCCUGCGAAACCUGUGGGAAAAAAUUUAAAUUUAAGUCCAAAUUGAAAAUACAUCUGAGAAGCCACACUGGUGAGAAGCCGUACACCUGCAACACCUGUGAGAAAAGAUUCAGUCAUAAAUCAUCGAUGAUAAGUCAUGAAAGACUCCACACAGCUGUCAAGUCAUAUUCUUGUAAAAGAUGUAGCAAAAGUUUCCAUCUGAAAACAAGUUUGAAUGCUCAUUUGAGGACCCACGCAGGUGAAAAGCCAUUUUCUUAUAAAACAUGUGGGAAGGAUGUAAGAUCUCAUAAAAACUUGUUGGUCCACAUGGGAAUCCACACAGGUGAGAAGCCGUACCUUUGUAACACCUGUGGCAAAGGUUUCCGUCUGAAAGCAAGUUUGAAUGAUCAUUUGAGGAUCCACACAGGUGAAAAGCCCUAUUCUUGUGGGACUUGUGGGAAAGCUUUCAGAUUAAGUGGUGACUUGAAGGUCCAUGUGAGAAUCCACACAGGAGAGAAGCCGUACCUUUGUAACACUUGUGGCAAAAGUUUCCGUCUGAAAGCAAGUUUGAAUGAUCAUUUGAGGAUCCACACAGGUGAAAAGCCCUAUUCUUGUGGGACUUGUGGGAAAGCUUUCAGAUUAAGUGGUGACUUGAAGGUCCAUGUGAGAAUCCACACAGGAGAGAAGCCGUACCUUUGUAACACUUGUGGCAAAAGUUUCCGUCUGAAAGCAAGUUUGAAUGAUCAUUUGAGGAUCCACACAGGUGAAAAGCCCUAUUCUUGUGGGACUUGUGGGAAAGCUUUCAGAUUAAGUGGUGACUUGAAGGUCCAUGUGAGAAUCCACACAGGAGAGAAGCCGUACCUUUGUAACACUUGUGGCAAAAGUUUCCGUCUGAAAGCAAGUUUGAAUGAUCAUUUGAGGAUCCACACAGGUGAAAAGCCCUAUUCUUGUGGGACUUGUGGGAAAGCUUUCAGAUUAAGUGGUGACUUGAAGGUCCACACGAGAAUCCACACAGGUGAGAAGCCGUACUCCUGCAAGACCUGUGGGAAAAGUUUUCAGAGUGUGCCAACACUGAUUCAUCAUGCUAAACUCCACACAGAAGAAAGACCAUAUCCCUGCAAAACAUGUGCAAAAGGAUGCUUUACCUUGUCAAAUCUGAAAAAACAUAUGUUGAUCCACACAGGUGAAAAACCAUAUUCUUGUGAAACUUGUAGGAAAGCUUUCAGACAGAAGGGUGACUUGACAGUCCACAUGAGAAUCCACACAGGUGAGAAGCCGUUCUCUUGCAAGACUUGUGGGAAAACAUUCUCUCGGUCAACACACUUGCAAAGCCAUGUAAGAAUUCACAAAGAUUAAAAGUCAUAUACAUAGAGAACAUAUGGGACAACAAUGUUUUCAAGUUUUGUUGAGUUCAUUUUUGCUAAUUUUUCCUUCAUGUAUUACUCAUAUUUCUGUUUGCAGCUGCAUUUCUUUGAAAAAAUCUGUUCCACAUUGAGUGCAUAGUUGCGACACAUGUAGUUGAUUGGCCUCUUAAGUAAAUUUUUUUAUUUAUUUUUUUUAACCAUUUUGUACACGUGGACUUUGAACUCUGUCAUUUUGAAGCUAAGAACCUCUGUAUGUAUUUUGGUGGUAGUUUGGUGUUUUAGCGAGGACACACAAAUGUGCUGUAGAAAAUUUAUUUAUUUAAAAUAAACUGAGUUACUUUUGUCUAAGGAUUUUGAUGCUAAGAAUAUUCCCUGGUGCUGAACCUUGACACAAUCCUGUCUCUGGGCACAUCAGGAAGUUCCUUCCACCUUGCAGCAGUAUUUCUUUGAAGAAAGUGUAAUCUCUCAAAUCUCUGAAAAAUCUCAGUGAGCACAUAGUUUCUACAAAUUUAAAUGAUUGACCUCUUAAAUUGAUAUUGAUUUUUCACUAUUUUCAAUACUCCACCUUAGUUAUCAUAAGAGAUUGUGAAUUCUGAUGAUGAAGCUGAGAAACCCUUUAGUAGUCUUGGGUCAUUUGGAGUUUUCUUCUGUUCUGUAUCAUUUAUAUUUUUUAUAUUCUUUACUUGAAUCAACUUGAUAUAAUUUUUGUAUGUGAUAGAGGUGAGACUCAAACACAAGUUGU
This is a messenger RNA of Seriola dumerili (greater amberjack), 3057 nucleotides long. RefSeq names its product zinc finger protein 239-like. Gene Ontology annotation, biological process: negative regulation of transcription by RNA polymerase II. The transcript has 2 exons. Lineage: Eukaryota; Metazoa; Chordata; Actinopteri; Carangiformes; Carangidae. The record is from RefSeq and is a predicted model, not a curated record. The coding region runs from base 58 to 2307 and encodes 749 amino acids. Gene Ontology annotation, molecular function: DNA-binding transcription repressor activity, RNA polymerase II-specific; RNA polymerase II cis-regulatory region sequence-specific DNA binding.